Stylophora pistillata is the source of this 5276-nucleotide messenger RNA. Its product is annotated as rho guanine nucleotide exchange factor 7-like. Lineage: Eukaryota; Metazoa; Cnidaria; Anthozoa; Scleractinia; Pocilloporidae. Gene Ontology annotation, cellular component: cytoplasm. The record is from RefSeq and is a predicted model, not a curated record. Gene Ontology annotation, molecular function: protein binding; guanyl-nucleotide exchange factor activity.
CCCACACCCUCAUCAUUUCCAUCCCCAGCACAUAAUCAGUUCCCAUCAUUCCAUGUGGAGAAAGGAGCUCAAAACUAGAGACAUCAGUAGGCAAAAAAUUAAAAUGGUGAUAAUGAGGUAGUAGUAAAAAGAAUACCAUAAGUGCUGUAGUUGGACCCUGCAAAUCUUUGAAAAUUAUCUGGAACCUGUUGGUAACAGCAUAACAUGGAUCUAGUAAAUUUUACUGAAAGAGUAAUUCUACGCAGGUUUAGUCAAUGUUGGUGCAUAAUCUUUUCAGCUUCAUCUUUAGGGAUGAUUGGUUUGACAAUAUUCACUUUGCGUUAAAGAAUGAUGGUAGUUUGAAGCAAUACACUGAAAGCUUGUCACAACCAGGCAAUAGGAUAGAUAUAUGAAGGAGUAAUUAAUCUUUUAAAGGAUGUAGUUAUAAAGUAUUAACUGUAGUUAAUGCCGAGUAAUACUUCAUUUGUUACAACUAUCACUUGAGUUGUCACUGUCAUGUUUGGAUCAGCAUUGUUUGACAAGUAUCAGUGAUGGCUGUAAAUGCAAAAGUAAAACAAUACACCAGUCAGAGGCAGAUAGGUCUGUUGCCAGUUUCAACAAGAGCUUCAUUUGCCCAAGGUUCUUGUAUUGAAAUACUAACUACUAACAUUUAGUUGGAAAAAUUUGGUAUGCUAUACUCUACUCCAAAAUGGCAGAUCAAAAUGAAAAACACAAGAUUUCUUUUAACUAUACAGGAAAUUAAUACACCGAGAUAAGCACUUUGUUUUUAAUAAUAGACCAAAGUUCCAUAUAGAUAGCCAGGUAUAUUAUCUCAUCCAAAGAAAUAUUUAUCCCUAUUGAAUAAAAUUACCAACAUUUUAAUGCUUGUGGUAGUAAAUCACCCGUGUGAUGAAUUUUACAUUUCUUUUGCCAUUUUGGAAAAGAGUAUAUUGGAACCAUUUGAGGUAGGUUUAAGUACACAUGUUAAAGAUAACUUUUUAGGAAAUUUUUUGUAAAAUUUAAUUUGUCCUUUUCCAUCCUUGGAAAUAAAGAUAGGAAAUGUGUUAAGUGACAGAAGUGGUGAACGAAUAAACAUGCAUUACACGUUGUUUUAGUUUGGUGGGUUGAGUAAUGGGACUUUCACUUCAGUGACUUUUUCUGUUUUUUGCAAAUGUUCCACUGAACCAUAAUAUCGUACUCAGAAUGCAAGGCUCAUCCUCGGUAUAAAAACCUGUGAAGCUCGAGCUCACGAGUGACGCAAAACAAAGACAACAAAACAUAAACAAUAGCGUACGGCAAAACAAUACCUCAUGAAAUAAAGAAAACCUCGUCAGGUUUUUACACCGAGGAUGACCCGUAUGCAAACUAAUCGUAAGCCUGUCCAAUUUUAUAUUUGUUUGUAACCCUUCCCCAUCUCAGGCAUAGACAGUAUAGCUUAUCCAUGCGCUGAUAGCCCCCUCCCCUCCCCCCUUCCCUUCAAAGAGGAAGUUCACUCUAUGACCCGUUGGCGGUCAUCGCUUUACUUUCAAACAUCACCAAAGGAAGUGUACAAAAAGAAUGACAGUAGGGGUAAAUUGGAAAGUGGUCUCUCCACUCUAUCUUCUUUCCCAUCGUCCUCGACCACACAGCGCCGUACUAUAAGUACGAAACGACUGGGGACGAGUCAAUUUCUUUGCGGAAUUAUCAAACGCAAGAAGAAUCUGAAUAUGAUCUGUUUUCCUGGUUUAGCACGAAUUUGGUGAUCUGUCAUUUCUAGGUAAAAUAUGGACAUGCUGUAUUAUGCAAGUCAAAGGUCUUACAGUUGGAAGAGUCAGGGCGAAGCUUUCCGUAUGUUCCGUGCACAAAGAAGAUUUCUUACUUGACAUUUGUCACGAACCGGAAAUCGCGGUUUUAAAACUUCCCGCGCGUAAAACCUUCCUGAGUUUGUAAUCUCCGAUUCCAUGAGUUGCUGAAGACGGAGAAGUCAUCGUUAUAAAAAGUGUUCUUUUAUUGUUAAAACAAUUAAAAUCUGCAGAUGUUUUCGUCCCAAGCAUUAUAUUUGAGCAACCAAUUUUGGAGAACGAUUUGGCGCGUAACCUGAAUGAUGUCUGUUUCUUCAUCUCGGAUAGCAUAAUUAUUAGCGAGGUGUGUCGUUACACCCUUCUGGUGAGAGGAAUUCAAAACACCUCAGGCUCAGUGGGUGAGGGUUUAUUUCUCUUAGCGUUGUAAUCGCCGACAGUGCAGAUUUCGAACCACUGAUCGGCGAAAUUAAAAAAAAUGCGGCUUAAACCGCGCGAAAUCGAGAGCUGGUUCGUCGCUUUGGGUCUUCUGGAACAGCGGCAAACGGCUUCUGAUCAUGAGUCUGACAGCUAUCUGCGGGAUAUUUUGAAAGACGGCUCGAUACUCUGCCGUUUGGUGAAUCGGUUGAAACCAGGGACAGUAAACAAGAUCCAUCAGGAACCACUUUCCGAAGCGGAGCGCUUGGAGAACUUUAGCUCAUUUCUGAUCGCCUGCCAAGACCUGCAACUGAAAGACGACGAGAUUUUCACUCCGAACGAUCUCGACUCUGAAGAAGGCUUCCUUCGUGUUCUACGGACUCUUGACUGCCUUGAAUAUGUCGCCAACGGAUAUGGCAUGGGAAAGCAGUUUCCUCACCAUGAAGUAACAACUAUUGAUUCAGCACAGGAGUCAGAGGAAGUUACUGACGACAUAAGACACCUUGAAAUGACAGAUUAUGGAGUUGAUAUCCACCUUGUAAAAGCAGCCUUUCCAUUAAAUGGAAAAGACGAAGAUGAGCUCUGUUUUGAGAGAGGAGAUAUUCUGGAAGUCACUAAGGUUGUUCAAAACAUAUUGGAUACAGAGAGGGCUCAUGUUAGUGAACUACAGGCUUUAUUACAAAACUACUUAAAACCCUUACAGGCUUCAAAUGUAUUACCAGCACAAGACAUAAAGGUUCUUGCAGGAAACUUUGAGGAGAUUGUCCAGUUUCAGCAGAUGUUUUUCAAUGUCAUGGAUGAAUGUGCACAACUUCCCUUACCUCAACAAAGAAUGGGUGCUAGUUACUUGCAGAUAGCUCCUCAGGUAAGCACAGUCAUUCUCACUAACUGUUAUUAACUGCUUUGCAGUGAUGAGCUAUCAGCCUUCAUUGAAAGCAAAGGAGCACCAGCACCUGGAAUACUAACCUUGACGACAAGUCUCAGCAAUCCUUUCAGACAUCUUGGCAAGUAUCCAAAUCACAUGAAAGAACUGGAGCGCCACCUUGAGGAAGGACAUGUAGAUGAACUGGACACUAAGAAGGCCAUUGCUGUGUUUCAGAACUUGACUACCAGCUGCCAUGAAACUAGAAAACGGAAAGAAACAGAGUUAGAAAUGCUCACAGGAACUAUAGAGGGAUGGGAAGAAGAGGAUAUAAGUAAACAAGGAGACCUCAUUUUGAUGUCACAGUUCCUGAUACAUGGAGAAAAUGGGGAGGUCCGAGAGAGAUCUUUUCUGCUGUUCCCAAACUGUAUGAUAAUCCUAUCAGUAAAUGCAAAUGCAUGUGGCUAUAAAUUUGAGAAAAAAUAUGGACUAUCAGACUUGACCAUACGUUCAUUAGAAGACUCAGAAGGCAUUCUGAAUGCUUUUGAGAUAAAAGUCAAUGGAGAUGUCAUGAAGCUUUCUACAAAUCAUCCACAUGAGAAGAAUGCCUGGCUUGAUGCAUUCCAACCGCCAGGGCAAAGUACAAGGGCUCGGCAACACUCAGAGAAAUGUAGUGUGACUUCACCAUCACCAUGGGUGGAGAGAAAUCCAGGGUCACUGUCAGAAAGAACUUAUUCAAAGUCAAGCCCACCUCGAAGCGACUCAAUUGGGUCACCACCAAAUUCAGCCACACCCAAGGGCUCUAUUAGCACUUCUGGUGUACACUCUCAGUCUUCUAGUGAUGGUUCCAAGUUCCGUUCUGUUUCAACGUCACAUUCAGUAGCUACUGAUCUGACUGCAUUCAGCUCAGCCCCUCACAGUCCAAACAGGAAAGGACGCUGGGAUUUCUCAAGGCUUAGACCCACUCCACCUCUGAGGCCAGCAUAUGCACUGAUUGCUAAAGAGGAUACAUCCACAGCACAUCGAUCUAUGAGGGGCUUGCUUUACCCAUCAAGAAAGAAACAAGUUUCCAUCUCAAGGCCAAGUUUCAAAGGCCGGUCAAAGAGUGAACUUGAUGAUGAAAGGACCAACAGUACCUCAGGAAAUAGCCGUGUACUAGAAGAAGACAUGCUUAUUCUACGUGUUGUGGAGUCUUAUUGUACAAGUGCAAGAGCACGGCAUACUCUAAACAGUAGUCCAAUCCUUCCCGAACUUCCCACCCAUCGACCGCCUUCAACAUCCAGUUUAAAAGAAGAUGGGCUGAAAUCAAGAAAAUCAAAGAAAAAGUUUAAUAGGGAUGUCGUUGGCGAAUUUAACUGUCUUAGAAGAAGAGUGGAAGAACUUCAGCUUGAAACUGAGUCCCUUCGCCAAAGUUUACUCGAAGAGCAAACCGCACGGAAAAAGAUGGAGAAAUUCAUCCGCUGUUCCCUGAAAGGAGUAAUUCCAGAUGUUACUUGGGAGGAUAUGGAAAAAACAGAUUCACCAAAGCCCUCCUUCUUGGCCAAAUUGAAAGGCAAGAAAAGCUAACUUGAACUUAAGUGAACGCUUUGGAAGUUUGCAGGGAAAAGCUGCUCGUUUUGUAAAUUGGUAAAUCUUGUAUUGCGUUGAAGUAGCGUGGAUUGUUUUAAAUCUACAUACUUUUUCUUCACUUAACCUCGAGAUAGAUUUAGGCUUUACUGCUCGGAAGUCUGUAUACAAAUUCUACAGCCACAAUGACAGAACGACAAGUUGGGCGUAACAUAGGAAUGAAAACUUUUUUCUAGCGGAAAGAGGGAAAGUGAGUGCUUGAGUUUUGCGCAACCGGCCUAUAAUGCCCUAUUCAGACGCACCCAAGUCUUGAUUGAGUUAGAAGCAAAUCUAGGAAAUGACAGCAUAUCAUCAUGUACCUAAUGAAUCACAAACACUUAACUUUAAGAUUAAACUCGAGUCUUGAGCUUGUGGUUUUUUUUAGUUAGGAAUGGCGCCCUUCGUCAUAUGGUCACGUAACGCUUGAAAACAUUUCAGAGCAAAAACCAAAAAAAGUUACAUUAAGUCAUACCGUUUCAUAGCUCUUACUGGCUACUUUUUAAGCUUAAACAAUCAUUGUAGAAAAGUCGUAUUUUUAUAUAUUUAAUGAUUUAAUAAUUUAAGAAUGACGAAGAACUGAACUUGAACUAGCCGUUUACUUGAAUAAAAUUUACCUCAUUGAGAAGGCAAAUUAA